Molecule: messenger RNA, 814 nt
Organism: Nymphaea colorata (pocket water lily)
Lineage: Eukaryota; Viridiplantae; Streptophyta; Magnoliopsida; Nymphaeales; Nymphaeaceae
Exons: 3
Coding region: 209-715 (168 amino acids)
Source: RefSeq, a predicted model, not a curated record
CGUGGUGAUGACAAGAAGAACAAAUGCUCCAUUGUGGGAUCUCCGUACAGAAAGGAAGGCCGGAUUACUAGUGAGAGUGGAGAUUUUAGAUCUCCAUGAGUGCGAGAUCUGCCCAUGCCCAUGCGAUGAGAAGAAGCAGCAGUAAGCGGAUCCAAAUUUCUCCGAGACACCACGCUUCAUCCUCUCCUUCCCACUUUCUUCUUGAUUUAUGGCGGUUUCUUCCUUCAUGGCACCUAAAAGGGAAAACCCCUCUGCGUCGUCGAUUACCCGGAAAGAAAUGUCACCUUUGAGGCAGGCUGAUGCUUCUGUUGCAAGCGAUGAGAAGAUGGAGUGGAGUCAUUUCAUCGGUGUGGGCGGCAAAGGCCUGUCCGCUAUCUCGAUUCUCACUCCCGGCUGUUCAAAUUCCAACCAGCCAUUCGGGGAGGUUGGGAGUUUUUUGUCAGAGAGGCGAACAGAGGGAGAGGAGACAGAAAAAGAGGAAAAGAUUCAAAAGAUCAGUUUAUGGGCAAUAUCAGAAUUUGACAGCUGGUUCACUCUUUUAUGUGAUAUUGAAGUUCAGACUUGUGUGUGGAUCCAACAGUUAAGUGCCUCUGUAUCCAUUGUAAGAAUUUUUUUGCUUUCUUAUUAUUGCUUGCUAGCUAGUAAUCUGGUGAUGAAGCCCAUCAAUGUUGUUAAAUGGGAUGAGGCGAAGGGAAGCGUUGAGCUUGUCAAGUGAGGUGGAAUGAAGCGUAAGCUUGAAGACAAAUUCAUAAAGUAUGUAUAUUUAUCACAAUACCUUCUAUGUGCACAUACGGAUAUGAUUUCCAAGUCUUCA